Molecule: messenger RNA, 5648 nt
Organism: Beta vulgaris subsp. vulgaris (sugar beet)
Lineage: Eukaryota; Viridiplantae; Streptophyta; Magnoliopsida; Caryophyllales; Amaranthaceae
Product: cyclin-T1-4
Exons: 6
Coding region: 229-1242 (337 amino acids)
Biological process (GO): regulation of transcription by RNA polymerase II; positive regulation of DNA-templated transcription, elongation
Cellular component (GO): nucleus; cyclin/CDK positive transcription elongation factor complex
Molecular function (GO): cyclin-dependent protein serine/threonine kinase activator activity
Source: RefSeq, a predicted model, not a curated record
GAAGUACGCAUAAUAAUUAAUAAGUCAAUAUUAAAAUAACGGAAAGCAAAGAGAGGAUGGCGUGUUCCCCAUAUGAGAACGUAAGCUUUUAAACCGGUUCAUCAGUCAUUGAAAUUCAUACCCUUUCUUUGCACGGCUGCCGGCGAUAUCGUUGCAUCUCCACUUCUCCACUUCUCCGAUCUUUUUCUUUGCCUUCUUUUGCGAUACCUCUGAUUUCUAAAAGUGAACAUGUCUUAUGGACGAACUUAUCAACCUCAAGGAGGUACAUUAUUUGAAUACCAUUGGCCAUCCUUUCCCAGAAACCAUGACAACCACAACCUUUUUCAGAAUGAUGACUGCUUUAACUAUAACAGAUAUAACCAUUACGGUAGUAGGAUGUUUGAUGACAUGAAAAAGCAUGACCUUCCCUACAAUGCCUUAGUAAAUUGUAGACAACGAGCAUUGGGAGAAAAUUUCUCGAGACCUCAUGGCUCAUCGUCUUUCAAACGGAGGAAAUUUUCAGAGAAUUUUUCGGGAGGUGAUGGGGCGUUUAAUUGCCAACCAAUCCAGAAUGGUUUUCUAUCAUGCAUCCCCUCAAAUGACUGUAUUAUUUACCCUUCUAUAAGUGCACCUAGUACAAGUGCUCAUUGUUAUACUUUGGGUAAACGUGGGCGGUCGGAUCUGGAAGAUGAAGAUUGCACGGUCCUUAUGUCUCGGGAGGAGAUUGAGAGGUGCUCUCCUUCAAGAAAAGAUGGGAUUGAUGCAUUACAUGAAACACGAUUGAGGUACUCAUAUUGUGCCUUCAUUCAGAACCUUGGGAUGCGGCUAGAUGUGCCUCAAACAACAAUUGGCACAGCAAUGGUUUUAUGCCACCGCUUUUUCAUCCGACGCUCACAUGCUUGCCAUGAUAGAUUUUUGAUUGCUACUGCUGCACUCUUCCUUGCUGCAAAGUCUGAAGAGACAGGUCGCCCUCUGAAUGAUGUGGUGAAGGCGUCUUGUGAAAUUAUUCACAAGCAGGAUCUGUCCAUCUUGUCAUACAUGCUCCCUAUUGAUUGGUUUGAGCAAUAUCGGGAGCGAAUUAUUGAGGCAGAGCAGUUGAUUUUAACUACCUUGAACUUUGAGCUCGAUGUAGAGCAUCCUUUCGAUACUUUGACAUCUAUCCUCAACAAGUUAGGUGUUUCACAGACACAUUUGAUGGAUGUGGCUAUAUACUUGAUCAGUGAAGGGGUUGAUAUGCCUAGCUGGCGGAUUGAUUUGCUAUGAUGAAGUUAUGUUUUACAUCUGAAGUUGAACUGCCGAUGUGUUGUGGUUGCUUAACCCUGAUAAUACCUGUCAAGCUGGUAUUUGGCUAUAGCAGAUAGACAUAGUCAUUCCAGAAUCAGUUUUAGUAGUAUUUCAACGUUUUGGUGACAUCAAACUAGAAAAAAAGGAGCAAGAAAAGAUGUCUACAAUUUGAUUAAAUGUUCUUUUGUUGCGUCUAGUUCUGAUAAUUGUAUAGUGUAUAAGCAACUCAGCAUGACUUUUGAAUAUAUGGCCUUGUGGUGGUCAAAUUGUGGUGGAUGAACAGAUAAUAAAGAGGGAGGGAGAAUGGUGGAAAGAGAGGAUGUGAAGGCAUAUAUGGAUAUAAAGGCCGAAAUACAAGUUUGGGCAACACACUUGUUAUUUUGUUGGAAUGUCUGCCUGUUUUGUGCAAUAAAGUUAAAGGCUGCUGGUAUGCAGUCUGCCCUACAGUCCUCUGGUUUUGGAACCAUAAAACAUGAAGCAUGUGACAAUCAAAUCUCAACUCUAUGCUUAAGUACUAAGAGCCUUGAAAAAGGAGAGGAUCUGCCAGUGUCACUGUUUUCAGUGUCUGUUCAUGUGAACUGGUCCUCUGUCACCUUAUACAGACAACCUGUUUUGUCAUGAGCAAGCAAGUCAAUCUUGUGCUCUGCUGCAUUUAUUUUGUGUUGUGACCUUCGCUAUGCUUGCAAGUGCAAGCGAAAGUUUCUGACCUUACUGUUUUUCAGCAUCAAAUUGGCUGGCUUAGUGAUGUACAAGGUUCCUUUUGAGAUCCAGAAAUAAUCAAAAAGAAAACUUAGAUAGGACAAGAAAUGAAAAAAUAGAAAUGACUAAUAGGUUAUUCAGCCUUUUUUUUUGCAUUUCAUUUCGGGAAUCCAGGUCAAUAAUUUACAAACUGAGUGAGUUUAGGCUACGGAAACCUGCGUUUUACUUCAAAGUUGAGGAUUCCUUUUAUUAGAAAGCCAUUCUUCUUAAAUUUACUGGGGUGGUUCAGAUUAUGUGGACUCUACAUUUCAAUCAUUGUGAGCUUAAGUCAGCAAGGCAUGGAGUCAAUAAGAUUUUGAUAGAUAGUAAAGUUUUUUUCCUUUCAUACAGGUAAGUUUUUAGAUACAUUAGUGUAACUAUCUAAAUGGUUAGCUUCCAAUUGAAAGGGGAAAAUAUUAGUAGUAAAAGGUGAAGUUCUCAGUUGUUUUGUUAUGUGAUCCCUCUCCCCAAUGGGUAAAUUAUGGUCUCUUUACCUUGUGGUAGCUUCUAACUUGAAAAUGUUGAUGUAGGUUUUGGACUAAAGACUGGUGAUUCAUGUUUCUAUUUACGUUCUUUUUUAAAAUUUUAUAUAGUGAUUGGUGCACGGCAAGGUAUAUGUUUGUGCUGGUUUUUCUUUCACAUUGGAGGAGCUGCAUAAUAUAUUUCACAUGUUAUCCCUUAGAGGUUCUAUGCCUUCCCUCCUUCAUCUGUUUUCCUAUUUUUCAUAUUUGGGUUGGGUUAAUGGGGGUUGUGGGAUGGUGAUGACUGAUCACUGAUGAGACUGCCAUUAAUUUGAUAUGAUGUAAAGUUAACUUUUUACUCUCUAUUGAUUAAUUUUAGUAUUUAUUUUAUGGUCUCGUACAAUAACUGGCAAGGUAUUGUUUAAGCUGAUUAUUAUAGCUAAUUUCAUGCUAGAUAUUUUCAAUCAUUUAUAUGAAAUUGCUCUGUGCUCAGAGAUAAACUUCAUGGUUGACUUUGUCAGGUGUUUUCAUAAUAGUUUUUGACAAUAAAUAAAUUAAUUGGAAGUGGAUGGAGCGAGGAAAAGGAAGAUAAUUGUUAUGAUAGAAGGAGAAAACGGGUUUUAUGACGGGGAGAUAAAAGGGGAAAAUAGCAUCUUUUACUUCCAAAGAAAGACGAUUCUUUUACAGGCUAUCAAAAUACAGCAAUGUGGAAGUUUAUUCUGAGACGGAGAGUCCUGAUCAUAACUUCAUUUGCACUUUCUUUAUGAACUUUAAGGUUUUGAGGGGGAAUUUAUGUUUUUGUAUUCAGUCUCCUUGCCGGUUUUGGGUUUCUCUCUUUCUACGUGUUCUAUUGGAGCGUCAUCUAUCAUAUUUGUGAUUUUGCAUUUAAAGUAUUUCAGAUUUCUUAGCCAAGUUGAACUAAGAUUGCUAUGUAGUUAAUACCUUCAAACCAAAAUCUAUAUGAUCUCUUAUUUGUACAAGUAACCAUGUAGACCACUAAAAUCUUCAUGUCUAUAGUGCAAUUAACUUAUCUGCUGCUUCCAGAGCCUGCUUAUGCUACAAAAGAUACCUUUAGUUAAAUUGAAGAUUAUUAAUUGCUAUGGGGUGUUAUCUACUGUGGCUGAAGCUCGUGAUCUCAUCUGGUCCCUUUGGAUGCUCUGAUUCGAAAUACCUGCUGACCUUCAUAUUAUAGAACAAUUUUGUGCUUUAGAUGUUUUACUGCCUCUAAAAAUGGGUUUGUUUAUUUUAUUUUUGUGCGUUUUUGUUUAGAUGUGAUGUGUGAGUGGGGUAUUUUACAAGGAGAUUGAAGCCUUUUAUUCAUUGUAUUAUGUAUAUUGUUUUUCAAGAACAUGAAAUAUGAAAGUUAGUGAAGUGUGACUUAUCAGUAGCAAUAAUUGCUAUCAUUAUCUUCCAGUGUCACUUCUCCACAUUGAAUUGGUAUUGUCUGUCACUUUAACCACCAAGGAGUUCCCAUCUAUUAUGGUAGUUUAGGGGAAUGUUGCUGACAUGAAUCUCUGCUUGCUUGCCUUGCUUAUGUUGAGUAAGUUCGCACUGUGACUGAGACAUCAGUUUCCAUGUACAAGAAUGUUUGUUCUUAUCUUGGGGAAAAAGUUUCCUCUCGGGUCGCGGUGGAUGACCUCUUUGCUAAAAUUUGUGUCUAGUAGCAUAUAUCUCCUUUAUGGGCCAUUUCAAUUUCCCUGUAGGAAAAGGAUGCAGCAACAUCCGUGAUACCCUGUGUUCCGAGUUUUCUCCAACUCUCAAAGAUUUUCUUUUUGUCAAAAUAAUCCUGAUAUUACUUUAACUUGGUAAAUUUUAUCUACCCUAAAGUUUUGUAUUCCUCAGAUUGUUCAGAAAUCACAAUGAAUUUUUGUUUAUAUGACUGCUGUUGUGGAUAAUGCCUAAAAUGAUGUAUAUGGGUCACGGACGGACGCGAACAAGUAACUUGUUUUGAAGAUUUUCUUCCUAUCUUUCUCUUUUGUUCAUUUCCCUGUUAAUUAAGAUUUUUUUGUACUGUCAUCUGAUCCCUUUGCUUUUAUGUUCAGAAUCACUUAGAAAAUUUUGUUGUCCUAUCCAUUCUUAACAUACGGAGUGAGAUAUUUUUACUCAUGUUUCAACAUUAUAACUAAGGAUACUUUUAUAAUUGUUGAAUGUUUUUUUUUUUUUUUUCAAUCACCUGCUUCAAAUCUGGGAGUAAUUGCAUAUAAUGCUUGAUAUUUCAGAACUUUCAUUUGCCUGGCUCACUAUUCUGGUGCAUGCCCAGAAUGAUUUUUCUGGAUUUCAGCAUUGAUGAUAAAACUUGCAUAGAGGAAUAUCUUCCAUUUAUUCAUGUGGGUCUGCCUGUGGACGACCCUGCUUGUAGGAAUUGCAAAAGUUUCCUUCCAUGGGACAUAUAUUAUAUCAUUUAGGUGCUCGAUUGGCAUGCCAUAUAGUGGCCUAAAUACUUGGUUGAUUGCAGACUGUUCUAUGAUGCACAUCAGAUCUCUUAUCUUCAUAGAUAAGCCUUUAACAUAUUGCUGUUUGGAAUAUCUAAUUUAUGCACCACUGUCAAUCAACCCUAUUAUGAGUUCUAAAUUUAUUUUCAAUAUUCUAGAACAUGGUUUCUUUGUGCUGCUAUAUAUCUGUAGUAAAAGUUCGUUCAGAUAUAAUGAGCCCUGGAUCUGGAUUCUUAUAUAUUGCUGUGAACUGGUCUCGGUAAACGGCUCUUAAUUGUUACAAUGAUCAUUUAUUUUACCAGUGCAAAAAGUUGGUACGCUUAACAAUUAACAGUGGUGGAGGGAGCUAGGGGCAUGGGGGUGCAUGUGCACUCCCAAAUUGGUGAGAAAAUUGUAUAGAUUAAUUGGCGCGCCUCACGCAAAGUCAUAGCGCUAAGCGCAAGAACAAGUGUCCAGCACAUUUUUACCGCGCCCCGCGCAUAUGUAUUGUGUGCUAUGCACCACUUCUAAGUGGCUUUGCUAUGGAACAAACUAUCUUGGAUGAUGAUUUAAUGAUGGGGAGUCCAUCACCAAUGCAUCACUCAUCCCUCCUAAAAUUUCUCAUCAUGUGCUUGAUGGGUAAUAUGCUUUGUUGAUCAGGUCUUGUUUGUAUUUCAAAAGCCUUAAACUAUUGUUCAGUAUUUGGUAUUAGCUUAUUAAUGGUGUACCUUAAUAGAUUAUGACUCAUAGCUAUAUCAACUUUUUUUACUCUUAA